GGCAGCAGCAGCAGCACCAUCAUCAGCAGCAUCCUCAGCAGCAGCAGCAGCAGCAUCCUCAGCUCAGCCUCAGCCCGAAGCAUCCACCCGUUUUUUUUUUCCUUCCCCAGUUUAGCGCGACUCUUUAGCUGGAUAGUGGUGUAGUCCUGUCCAGCGGCGUUGCAGAGUGUCCAAGGUGAUGCCACUGCAGCACCCGCAGCUCGCCACCGCGCCAGCACUCCGAGCCUAAGCCGAUUCCUCUUGUCUGCCAGGAGGGACAAUAACCGUUCGCCCAGAGACAUCAACCUCACAGGAAGAUGUCUAACGCCGACAUGGUCCUCAACGCCUCCGACCGGGUAGUGAAAUCCGUGCCCUUCCCUCUAAGCCACCGCCUUACCAUGAAGGAGGUGUUCGACUGUGAGGGCAAGCCCCGUGUGGACCUUCUCAAAGCCCACCUAACCAAAGAGGGUCGAGUCGAGGAAGCCGUGGCCCUGCGCAUCAUCAACGAGGGCGCCGCCAUCUUACGCCAAGAGAAGACCAUGCUAGACAUCGAGGCACCAGUGACAGUGUGUGGGGACAUCCAUGGGCAGUUCUUUGACCUGAUGAAGCUAUUCGAAGUAGGGGGCUCGCCCGCUACAACGCGAUACCUCUUCCUAGGAGACUACGUGGACCGGGGAUAUUUCAGCAUCGAGUGUGUUUUAUAUCUUUGGUCAUUGAAAAUCCUCUACCCAAAGACGCUAUUUUUACUGAGAGGAAAUCAUGAAUGUAGACAUUUGACAGAAUAUUUCACCUUCAAACAAGAAUGUAAAAUCAAGUAUUCAGAGCAGGUGUAUGACUCCUGUAUGGAUGCGUUCGACUGCCUUCCGUUGGCCGCUCUCAUGAACCAGCAGUUCCUGUGUGUUCACGGUGGCCUGUCCCCAGAAAUACACAAUUUAGAUGACAUUAAGAAGUUGGAUCGGUUUAAGGAGCCCCCAGCAUUCGGGCCCAUGUGUGAUCUCCUGUGGUCAGACCCCCUGGAGGAUUUUGGCAAUGAGAAGAGCCAGGAGUACUUCAGCCAUAAUACAGUCAGAGGCUGCUCCUACUUCUACAGUUAUCCAGCAGUGUGUGAGUUCCUACAGAAUAAUAAUUUGCUAUCAGUCAUCCGAGCACAUGAAGCACAAGAUGCAGGAUACCGGAUGUACAGGAAGAGUCAGACCACCGGCUUCCCGUCCCUCAUCACCAUCUUUUCCGCACCAAACUACCUUGAUGUUUACAACAACAAAGCGGCUGUCCUGAAAUACGAGAACAACGUGAUGAACAUUCGACAGUUUAACUGCUCCCCCCACCCCUACUGGCUGCCGAACUUCAUGGACGUCUUCACCUGGUCUCUGCCCUUCGUCGGAGAGAAAGUCACAGAGAUGCUGGUGAAUGUGUUGAGCAUCUGCUCUGAUGAUGAGCUAAUGAACGAUGGAGACGAGAUCUUUGAUGCCAACGCUGCAGCUGCACGAAAAGAGGUGAUUAGGAACAAGAUCCGUGCCAUCGGCAAGAUGGCCAAGAUGUUCUCGGUGCUCAGAGAGGAAAGCGAGAAUGUACUGACGCUGAAGGGGUUGACCCCAACUGGCAUGCUGCCCAGUGGUGUGCUGUCCGGGGGCAAACAAACUCUGCAGAGCGCCACCAUUGAAGCCAUCGAAGCCAUCGAGACAGAAGAAAGUGACGGCGAAGCCAUCCGCGGCUUUUCUCCACAGCACAAGAUCAGCAGCUUUGAGGAGGCUAAAGGUCUAGACCGCAUCAACGAGCGCAUGCCUCCCCGUAAAGACGGCGUUAACCACGUCGGUCACUCCAUGGGCAAAAUGAACAUGUCCGAAGCCAAUGGUACUGAUGACAACAGCAACAUCCAGUGAUGCAGUGACCGCAUGCCCAAACCCUUGCCACUGUUGGCAGGAUAGCGCCAACACCUGAAAAAUUUUAAAGCCUCCUGAUACCAACCAAACCCAAACGACAUAACUAUAUGUAUGCAUCCACUACUGCUAUGUCAAAAUUAGGGAAGCAAACUAUUCACUUUCAAAUAUGUCAUGAAUGUGGGUGGAAGGCGUUGCUCUUUUUCGCUGCCAGUUUACCGUAAGCGGGUUUCUCGCCAUUUCGGAAGAGUUUUGCCGCUUUCUGGGUGUGACGAACAGGGUAGGGGUGGGGUUUUGCCUGGGAGAGGGUGGGAGGGGUGUAAUGUCGGUCAAGGGCUGAAAGUGUCUUUAUCAAUUGCUAUCUGACUCUACCCAUUCACCAAGUGGGCGGGGACUAGGGUUUAAGAACUCUUUAGCCUGAUCCAUCGCAGCUCAUUGGUGGGGGUGGCAGCCAGUACCAAUGCCACACACAAACACACACACAUAUACACAUUUAUAUUUUAAUUGAUAAGUUUUCUUCAUGAGCCCAUCUCGUAAUGAAACGAUCGCACUGUUUGACAUGUUUUGCUACUAGUAUUAACGAAAUCUGAAAUUUGAAAUGAUGCAAAAAUGAAAUGUUUCUACGAAGGGACAUUUAAAGAGAAAAAUAUGUACAUUUUAUUACUUGCAAUGCAAUCUUACCUGAGUAUUUAUGUAUUUAUUUAUUUAUUUUAUUUAUUUUAUUUAUUUUGGUAAGAUGCCAUAACGCUGCGUGGAUGUAAGGUGUAGGGAGCUUGCAUAUGUUGGAUGUGGACUACACUAGCAGCUGUUGUGUGGGGUGCCCACUCGAUGAUAGGGAAGGGGACAUGGGGGGAGGGGUUAUACAGUUGGAGUUUGACCUUUUGGCACCACCUACCUGAUUGUUUCUCACCUGCCUGUAACUCGAGAGAGAAUGCACAUAGUAUGUUUCGCAAGUCGAAUGAACCUAUAUAUAAGUAUAAAUAUAUACAUAUAUAAAUAUAAUAUUAAUAAAUGAUGGACAAUAUCGAGGACAAUUUUUAACAGCAUCUGUGGUAUGGAACGCAUCAAUGCAUGCAAUUAAGUUCCUUAUUGAUAUGUGAAAUUAUAAUUGUGAUGUGUUUCAAUAUAUUAGAUUUGAAUUAUUUCCCUCUUCAGAUUAUAUUUGUAAAGUUCAACUUUGUUUUUAUAUCUAUAUACAGUAUAUAAAUAUAUAUAUAUAUAAAUGAUUUUUUUGGUAAUCUUUUCUUGUCUUUAAUUUAUUUUCUUUUUCAUUUUUUUAUUUUAAUAUUAUUUUGUUAGUUAAUUUAUUUUUGUAUUGUUUUUGCUGUACAGGCACCAAUGCUCUUUUUGAGGUGUUAAGCCUAUGUGGAUUUUUUUAUUUAUUUUAUUUUCACUCUUUUUUUUCAGUUGGUGUAAAGAGUGUGUUCAAUAGUGUGAAUGAACAUAUUACUCAGUGAAAAGCAACAUUCAGGCUGCCAAAGCAUGAUCGCAUGGUUUAUUCACAUGUAAACAAAUUGGACACGCUGAAAAAUCCUGUGUCUCACUUUGAAGGAAAACUAUAUUCUCAUUAUAAUUCUUGAUGAUAUCCUUAUACUUCUUAUUCUUACGAUUUAGCUUACAGUUCUUUUUCUCCACUGUUUUCUGAUCCUUGUUUGGUCCAGACGUGGUUUAUUUCAAAGAAGGAGUUUAUUGGAUUUUAACUUGUGACUAUUUUUUUCUUGCAAUUUUCUCUUGAAAUAAGUUUUGGCAUUUGACUUCCUAAAUGAUAACACACAUUGUAAGCAUGCCCUAUGGGACAAAUCACUUUUUUUACUCUUGAAUAAAAUAUGCAUGAACCAC
Messenger RNA from Clarias gariepinus (North African catfish), 3695 nucleotides. It is a transcript of the gene ppp3ca, whose product is annotated as protein phosphatase 3, catalytic subunit, alpha isozyme. Bases 297 to 1859 code for a protein of 520 amino acids. Gene Ontology annotation, biological process: calcineurin-NFAT signaling cascade. Gene Ontology annotation, molecular function: calmodulin-dependent protein phosphatase activity; calmodulin binding. The transcript has 14 exons. Gene Ontology annotation, cellular component: calcineurin complex; cytoplasm; cytosol. Lineage: Eukaryota; Metazoa; Chordata; Actinopteri; Siluriformes; Clariidae. The record is from RefSeq and is a predicted model, not a curated record.